Messenger RNA from Scleropages formosus (Asian bonytongue), 2414 nucleotides. RefSeq names its product arginyl-tRNA synthetase 2, mitochondrial (gene rars2). The transcript is spliced from 20 exons. Gene Ontology annotation, cellular component: cytoplasm; mitochondrion. Gene Ontology annotation, molecular function: arginine-tRNA ligase activity; ATP binding. Lineage: Eukaryota; Metazoa; Chordata; Actinopteri; Osteoglossiformes; Osteoglossidae. Gene Ontology annotation, biological process: mitochondrial translation; arginyl-tRNA aminoacylation. The record is from RefSeq and is a predicted model, not a curated record. The coding region runs from base 121 to 1860 and encodes 579 amino acids.
UGGAAAGGAUUGCACAUGGCGCCGGGUGUCAUCUAAAGAUUUGUUGAUUUUCGUGGUUAUUUUUUUUUUUUUUUAUUUACUAUAAAUUUAUGUUUUUUUUAUUGUAAUUAAAUCGAACUCAUGGCUUGUUUUUUCCGAAGAAAUAUAGCAUCGAAGCUCGCCAAGGUUUUGAGACAUCCUGAAGAGUCCUUCAUUUCCUCCAUCUGCGCCAUCCCCGUCUCUAAGAAACAACGGUCUUCAGACUUCCGGCUGUCACUGAGCCGCCUGCGAGAAAAUGGAUUCAUCUCAUCAGCUGAAGAUAUUCAAAGGCAGGCAGAGGGCCUGGCAAGAAAGCUGAAACGUGAUACUCUGUUAGAGGAAAUAACAGUUGGGCGUGGAGUGAUAAACUUUAAAAUAAACAGAUCUGUCUUGAUACAGGUAAGAAAUUUUAAAGAGGUAUCAAAUGGAAGGCAUAGAUUUGGACUAAAAAGUGAACUUUUCAGAGGUCACCAGAAGGGAAGAACUCUGGUAGAGUUCAGUUCACCAAAUAUUGCCAAGAAGUUCCAUGCCGGACACCUGCGAUCUACUAUAAUUGGUAAUUUCAUUGCCAACUUGAAAGAAGCCCUAGGAAAUGAUGUGAUAAGGAUGAACUACCUUGGAGACUGGGGCUUUCAGUUUGGUCUGCUGGGAGCUGGCUUCCAACGCUUUGGCUCACAGGAAAAAUUAAAAGAGAAUCCCUUACAACAUCUUUUUGAUGUGUAUGUCCAGGUUCACAGGGAAGCAGAGGGGGAGGAGUGCAUCCACCAGGCCGCUAGGGACUUUUUCAGGGCUUUAGAGCAAGGGGAAGAGGAGCCCCUGUCGCUAUGGAGACAUUUCCGGGAGAUUACCGUGGCGGAGUACCAGCGGGUUUACAAUCGUUUGGGGGUCCGCUUCGACGAGUACUCGGGGGAGUCGUUCCACCAGGACCAGGUGCUGGACGUGCUGGAGCAGCUCAGAACGCGAGGCCUGCUGAAAAGCACAGAGAAGGGAACCAGCGUGGUGGAUCUGUCUCCUGCCCAGGACAUGUCCUACUACUCCACUGUGCUCCGCAGUGAUGGGACGUCGCUCUACAUCACCAGGGAUCUUGCUGCGGCUGUCAGUCGGAAAGAGCAGCAUGCAUUUGAUGAAAUGAUAUAUGUGACGGAUAAAAGUCAAGCAGGCCAUUUCCGGCAGGUUUUCGAGAUCCUGCGUGCAAUGGGAUAUCGGUGGGCCCAAAGCUGCCGCCAUGUGCCCUUCGGCCUGGUCCAGGGAAUGAAGACCCGGAAGGGCGAGGUGGUCUUCCUGGUGGACGUGCUGGAUGAGGCCCGGAGCAAGAUGCUGAGGAACAUGCGGGAGUCUACAACCACCAAACAUCUGGAGGACCCUGAAGACACCGCAGAGAAAGUGGGAAUUGCUGCUCUAAUAGUUCAGGACUUUAAAGGUCCCCUUGAAUCGGACUACAAGUUUGACUGGGACCGAGUUCUCCAGAGCCAAGGAGACACUGGGGUCUUCUUGCAGUAUACACAUUCCAGACUGUGCAGCUUAAUGCGAAUGCAUGGAAAUGAAGGGGAGGGUCCCUGCGAUCUGACACUUCUGCAGGAAAGCCAAGGCAUUGUAAUACUGCAGCAUCUGCUAAGGUAUGAUGAGGUACUUUGGCAGAUUUCACAGGACCUACAACCAAGAUACCUGGUCAACUUCCUUAUGAUCCUCAGUCAUCUGGUGGCUGCAGCCCUCAAGGCUUUACCAGUGAAAGGUAGUCCUCCUAUGAUGGCUCAGGCUAGACUGCAGCUGUUCAGCAGUGCCCAUACUGUACUGGCCAGUGGCAUGAGGAUCCUUGGAAUCACACCUGUACAAAAGAUGUAACAACACCUGCCAUUCCUCUUUUUGUCUUGCCAUGAUAUUUAUACAUGCUUGGGUACUAAAAGCAUUGUUUCAAGUGUUGGAGUAAAAAGGAGGAAACUGGAUCAUGUUUUAUUAAAUUCCUUUAUUGUCAUGUACAGUAAGGACCUCUGCUAAUACUUUAAUCUUCAUUUCUGAACUGUAGUAUACAGUAUUAUUUGGAAAGAUCAUGGGUUCCCCUGUUAAAGAGGAAUAGUUUUCAGCUUUUAACUUGAUUUGGUAAUGUAUUAAAAUACAUAAUUCAAACCCUGAUUAGGUGCAUGAAUCCAAAAUUUUCAGUUAAUGUGUCAUACGUAGUGUUUGACCACUUUGUGCGAUAAAUGAUUUAACACAUAACAUGACAGUCAGUGCUGGGUGCAGAUCUUUUUAAGUACAACACAGCCAUGGUACAUAAAUGAAUGCACACUGCAAGCUGAUGCAUGAAACUUCCAAAUUGUUUCGAGUUACAACAAGUGUAGCUCAAAUACUUAUAGGGGGGCAUAAAAAGCUUGCAGUGUGUCUUUUCUGCAGGGCUUGUG